GUCCUAUAAUUCCCAUUCCUCCAACAAACGCGUCCUACAAUUCCUAAUUAUUCAUGUCGUGUCUAAUCCUCCUACUUACUGAACUUCUGACUCCACCUCCCGCUCCCUCUCCUCACCGACCACCGCGACAGCCAGUCAAGAUUCCUACACAACCCCCCUUCCCGCUUCAGCCUCAACCUAUGAUCUCUGCAUUAGCGCCUGCUCCACACACGCUCACUCGUCGGGCUCGUGCUCUCAAUCCCCCCGUAGCUCCUCAGCGCCACCAGCUUCUCCCAGCCGCCGCGCCGAUAGUACCAUCCUCGUCCUCGUCCGGGCCGACGACGCCGCGGCGUCACCAGCUUUUUCCCGCGGUGGGGAUAAUUUUUUUAGCAGACUUGACAGGCUUGACAGGCUUGACAGGCUUGCCAGGGACGAUAGGUUGGCCAGGCUGAAUGGCUUGGGCCUCCGCGACCGGAGCCGCAACCGGGAUGGCGACCGCGACCGCGCCGGCGCAGAGGAGGGUGAGCGAGAGGAUGAUCUUGGUGAAAUGCAUUGUGUGUGUUCGAGUUGGAGUUUGUGG
This is a messenger RNA of Tricharina praecox, 559 nucleotides long. RefSeq lists its product as uncharacterized. The record is from RefSeq and is a predicted model, not a curated record. NCBI's taxonomy places the organism in Eukaryota, Fungi, Ascomycota, Pezizomycetes, Pezizales, Pyronemataceae. The transcript has a single exon. The coding region runs from base 54 to 431 and encodes 125 amino acids.